AUGAAUCGGCGAUUUUGGCUUCAUGCUGUUUUCUUGCUUGUACUCAUCCUUCCUGCUGUUCAUAAUACUCUUUCAAAAUCAGACCGGAAGAAGAAGCCCCAGAAAAAAUCAAAUAAUUGGGAUGAAAUAAAAAAGGAAAAUGAUAAUUUGGAAAAAGAAUUUCAGGUCGAUAAUAAUGGUGAGCAGUUAAGUGUUGCAAGCAUACUUCGUGAUCACGAUAAGCUUUGUACGGAAAAAAAGAAAUUUAGUCAUCCAGUAUUAGCUUAUGUUACUCCGUGGAAUAAUGGUGGAUAUAAUAUUGCAAAGUUUGCAGCUCAAAAAUUUACUCACAUUGCUCCUGUGUGGUUUCAUUUCAAACCUGAAAUGAAGCAAAGAAAAACCUGCAUUUUAUUCGGAAUGCAUGAUUUAGACACAAAAUGGUUGGCCGAUGUUCGAGCAAAUAAUUCAAAAAUUAAAUUCGUACCGCGUUUUAUCAUUGAUAGUACAGUAACUAAAAAUGCUCAACAAUUUCUAUAUGAUGAAAGGUGGCAGACAAAUUGUGCUCAAAUAGUUAUCAAUUUUUUAAAGAAAAAUAAAAUGCACGGAGCGGUGGUAGAAGUUUGGCUUCAGAUGUUGUCUUUAAUUCACAAAGAUACGAAAGAGGAACUGGUUGAAUUAAUCGUUCAUUGGGCUGAGUUGUUCCAUAAAUUUGAUCUUGAAAUCAUUGUACCUUUUCCGGCUCCUCUUCACGAUAUGAAAAAACCAACUGGUUUAGUAACGAAGAAUGAACUGGCGAAAGUGAUGGAAAGUGUCGAUUUUGUAAAUGUGAUGACAUAUGACUAUCAUACCAAUCAUUUUGCUGGAAUAGCGCCAUUUGAAUGGGUUCAUAAAAAUUUGGAAUACAUUCUAUCAGAUCCACUCAUUAAUCCAUCAAAAAUCUUCUUGGGGCUCAAUUUUUACGGAUAUGCAUUAGAAGGAACGACUUUGAAAACUGUUGUUGGCAGAGAGUUUCUGGAAUAUAUGACUGCAAAAUCUGGAACAUUGAUGUGGAAUUCUAAAACAAAGGAGCACUUCCUCAGAUUUCAAUCAUCUGGAAACGAUGGCUUUUGCACGUAUCCGACAGUGGCAUCUGUAGAAGUUAGGCUCAGACUUGCUGAUUAUUUAAAUGUUGGUGUGGGUAUAUGGGAGCUUGGACAAGGCCUUAAUUACUUCACAUGUUUGUUGUAA
Thelazia callipaeda (thelaziosis nematode) is the source of this 1206-nucleotide messenger RNA. The record is from the annotation of a GenBank genome assembly. Lineage: Eukaryota; Metazoa; Nematoda; Chromadorea; Rhabditida; Thelaziidae.